AUGUCUAAGGCUCGAGCUAAACUCAAGCCAAAGAAUUAUACAGCAGGAACUGUUGACGGAUCUAUCGCCGAGAGGAAAAGAAGCGAAAUGGAUUCAAAAGAAAUCACUGUUCAGAAUUAUAAUCGUGUUGUAAAAAUCCAAGAAUCGGAUCAAAGCUCGGAUGGUGAAUUCAUCCCACAAAAAAGAGAGGAUGGCGAAUCUAACCCCGAAGCCGAUUCUGAUGAAACAUUAUCAGAUGAUCAGGAAGACGAUCCAUAUCAACAGCAAGAGAAAGACAUUGAUCAAAUUCUUUGUCUUACCAAUGAUAAGCCACGUCCAGGCUUUCUGGCAUUUAGAAUUAAUCAAUCUUUAAUUCGAAGUAAAAUUUAUCAAGACUACCAACUUACAAGCGAAUUGCAAACGAAGAAAAUGAAUGAUUUCAAGAAAUCCACCAACUCAGGAUUAUUUAUUUCCAAUUUAAAUCCCGAAUUAACAGAACCACUUUCGUCUCCAUUGACAAUCGACUGUCUCUUCAUCUAUCGUAUUAUUUCUCACAAGUCUAAUCAAAACGUCGCACUUUUAACAUCCGAAAUGCUCGAUAAGAAAAAUGUAAUUUGCGGAUAUCCGAUGGAUACUCUUCCUCCUAUUGACCAUAUGAAAGUUUUUACGACACCUCUCCAGAACAUGGAAGACACCGAAUCGUCAUUUCUUUCUUCGGAUGGAGUUUUUCAUAUAAAUAAUUCGAAAUCUCGCGAUGAAACCGAAAAGGAUGGCUUUUUGAUAGCAGGUGAUGCAGAUGCAUACUUUCUUGUCAAAUGGAAAGGCCUUGGAGAAGAAGAUGCCACAUGGGAAAAUUAUAAUACGAUUUACGGACUCGAACCAUCAUUAUUCUGUGCAGCAAACAUGGCUGAUUUCAAGAGGAUGACGAAAAUUUACUGGAAAAAUACAAUCGAAAUGCCAACCAAUACAAUCGUUGAAAACUUCGAUCCCUCUAUCGAACCAUUACCGCUCAUGCAUGGCAUUGAACUUACCGAAGCCCAACUUAACGCUUACAAAUUCAUAAUGGAGAAAUUUAGUAAAAACGAAACCGCCGUCAUUCGUGUUACUCCAACAGCAGGACGAACAAUGUCAGUUGCAGCUUUCUUAAAUACAGCAGUCAACAAGCUAAAUCAUAAAAAGCCAGCGAUUAUUAUUACGGAUCAUGUAAAUUCAUGGUAUACAACCUUUACAAUUGCCACAGAUCUGUAUGUUGUUGACUAUUCAUGUGAUAAGAUGUCAAGAAACAUCAUUAUCAACAAGGAAAUGGUUGGUGAUAAUCAUGCAAAAUUUGAUGUUUUGAUUAUUACCCCAGAUGUAUUAGUAUCCAGUACAGAAUCCAUUGGAAGUGUUAAAUGGGAGUUCAUUGUCAUGGAUAAGCUCGAAGAAUUCAAAUUACCACAUUGGUUAACAAAAACGCCAUCUCACAAAAUUUAUUUCUUUGAUUAUUCACUUGACACCAUCACAAUUCCGCAGAAGAAGUUCGGUAUCUUAGAAAUGAACCCUCCAGAGAAUCCAUACAAAGAAGAAAUUUGGGUUAUCCCUGAUGUCGCUGCCGAUGUAAUUUUCAAAUAUCUCAAGAAAUUACUCAAAGGAAAACCAUAUCGUCAUUACGACUUUUUCUCAUUGUCUUAUUUGUUACAAACUGCUUAUUCACAUCCGUUUUUGAUUCCUGAAUUACGUGAAUUGAUUAUUUCACUCGAAAACGAUGACGAAGAAGAGGAAAUGUCAAAAGAAGAUAAAAUAGAACUGAUGGGUGAUGCUUCUGAGAAAUUUAUCUGUGUUUUACAUUUGGCUUUGGAAGCAUUUAAUGAAGGAAAAGUUGUAGUUGUUGUUUGCAACGGUUUCAAUAUUAUGAGAUUGCUUAAAGAGUAUUUGGAUGAGAAAGACAUUCCAUCAGCAUUCUUGAAUUCUCCUUUGACAAGUGAAUGCUACCACGAAGAUUUCACAAAAGGAGUUUUGUUUAUGACAAGAGAAUUCAAUUCUAGAGAAUAUGAAAAACUUGACAUCAAAACCGUUAUUUUCUAUGACAUAAAUGACGAGUUGUGGAAAGAUUUGAUACUCGGAGAUUUCAUGAGAAUGAAGUACAACGCAACAAUCAUUAGAUUGCUUACGAAAGAUUCCAUCGAAUUACUUUAUUUCGGACAUCUUCUCGAGAAGGGUGAAUUCGAAUGUCAUAAUCUCGAAAGAAACACUGCAGAAACAUAUGUAAGAUACGGAAUUAUGUCAACAGCUCCUUGGAGAAAAUCACAGGAUAUGGAUUACACGAAAAUAUAUGUUACAUAUCCAAACGACAACAAAGAGUUGAUUGAAAACUUUUUGAAUACUCCGAGAUCGAACAUAAAUAUUGAAUUUUCUUUCUGGUCAACUUGUUUCACAAAAGAAGACAAAUCCCUUAAAUUGAGCCAAGAAAACAAAGAGCAAAUCGAUACUUCUCAGUGGACAAGUACAAAGGGAAGAGAACUUCUUGAUGCAGUAAUGAGAUAUGGUCUGUUUAAUUGGACACAAAUCGCAAGAUCUGUUUCAAAACAUGUCGAUGAUGCAAAACUUUUCGCAAUUACUUUGUUGGCUUUAAUGUCAGGAAAAGUAACAUCAGGAAAUUACACUUAUUUGAAUUAUUACUUGGCAAGCAAUCUAAAACUUAACUGUACUCCAAAAGACCCAGCAGAAUGGAGAAAGAAUGCAAAGAAAAUUAAAAAUUUGCAUAGAGAAUUAGCCGAUCAGGUUUUGAAAGAAAAUCGAACAUUUGGCAGCUUUGAGAAAUUCCUUGAAGGCGCGAACCAAAAGAUCAUCACAGAUGCCUACAAAUCCUUCUCCAAUGGACAAUUCCCGAGACGUUAUGCCACACGUAAAAAUGAUUUCCCAUCUCUUGAAGAAUUCAAUGAAAUUAUUAAUGGAUCAAGACCAAUAACAAGGCAAACGAUGCCUCUUUACAAUUGUGUGAUCAAUGAUGUUUUGUCAAUGGCAUGCCACUACGAAAAACACACUCCUCCGUUGGAUUUCAUCAGAGACGUAAUCAAUAAUUUCGAAAACGAUGAAAAAUGGACGGAUUCACAAGUAAACAGAGUUUUCCAGAUGUUACAAAACUACGGAAUUCCAACAGAUGACGACGGAAAAACUGAUCCGUUGGAAGUUAUCGCUCUUUGUGAAAUUUUUGACAAAUUGCCAGAUGACAUCACUUCAUUUGUUGAAGGAUUCCUUCUUGAGAUCUUGAAGUUCCAGCACGGACAGUUCUCUUUGGUCAUUCCAAAGAAAUUGACUCACAAUGAAUUAGUCAUUGAAAUUUUGGCAGAAAAAAUUUUACAACAUCGCUCAAAAAUCAUCGCAAUGAUGGCGGCGAGAAGGUGUGUAAAUGAGCCAAAACAAGUCAACUACAACUUGACAAAUGCUGGUCCGAACUGGACGAAUGAAACUGAUGUUGCAAUGUUCCAAUUCGCUUGUCAAUAUGGUUUAGAUCAAGCGAGAAUUUAUUUCGAUGCGAAAACAUCUGAAAAUUACAAAGGAGCGGAUGUUAAAUGCUCGAAAUCAACCAUCAAUAAACUCAACGCAAUUCUUCCUGCAAGACCUUCUAUCUCAAGAAGAAUCGCGUUCAUCGUUCAAACAGUUGCAACCACUGCACGCCCGUCAAGUCGAUCGUUAUCGUCAUUCAAAGACGAUAAAAACAAAGAAAAAGAAAAACCAACAAAAAGUAAAAAAGUGACACAAAAAUCGAAAGAAACCGAAGAAGAAGACAACAAUAACAAUGAAGAGGAAGAAGAAAACAAGACGAAUGUUGAAAUAGAAAGGAAUUCAUCGAAAGAAGAAGAUAAAACAGAAGAAAGUGAAAGUUCUAAAAUUGACAUCCAAUCCGAUGAACCUCUUUCUGAGAAUAACAUUCCUACACCACCAGAUACAUCUGAAGAAGAGAAGUCUGCUGUUUCUAUUCGUCCUCCAACACCUCCACCUCCAAAAGAAAAACCAAAACCGAAACCAAAACAAACAUCUCCAAAAGAAAAAGUUGUUUACGAGAAAAUGCAAACAAGAUCGAUGAAUAAAAAGGCUACAAGACAUAAAAAGAUCCAUUUAUUCAAAGAAGAUACCGAAGAAUACGAAGAGAAAGAAGAACAAAACAAAGAAGAAGAAAAGAAAGAGCGAACACCAAAACAAAAUAUUGAUAUAAUUACUCAUCCAAUUUUAAGUCAAUACUUAAAGAGGAGUGGAAGAGGACGUGGAAGACCUCCUAAAUAUCCAAUUCCUGUCUUGCAGAACAAUAAAACACCAACUUCUUGGGUUUUGCCUCCUCCUGAUUUGACAAAAAUCAAAUCAGCAAUUAAAGAAGAUAAUUGGUACUCUGAUAUUUUGUUGGCGCUUAGAAGGAACCAAAUUUCAUUCUUUAACUUGUUCCAGUUCAUAAGAGAAGGAGAAGUUUCUGGAAAAGACAUCAGUCGAAUUAUUAUUGAAGCGAAAUUCCCACAGAACAUUUUGAUCCAAUUGUUUAGAGAACACAAAGUCAGUGAUAAGAAUUUCUUCAAAUUAUUGGAACAGAACUACAUUCAACCUCCAACAUUGUUCCAGAUGUUAAUAGAAUUACUUGUUCCUCAAACAGCUCUUCCACAAGUCCUUUCAACUGUUUUGUCGAGCUUGCCGCUGAAUCAUGAACAAGUAACUCAUUUGACACAAAUGUAUCCUCAAACAGUUUAUGAAGUAAACAGAAUCAUCGAGAGAAUGCAAAAGAAAGCACAGCAGAAAGCUGAAGCAGCAGAAACUAAUGCUGUUCCAGUUAAACCUCCUGAAUUACCAGGUCAACAAUUUGUUGUUCCUACUAAACAUCCAGAACCAAAACCAGAGAAACCUCCAGAAGCAACAGAAACAAGAAAACCAACUUAUACUGUUUUACCUCCACCUCCAAUGGAAAAUCCAACGAGAUCAACAAUUCCAGAACCAAUUUUCCAGCCACCAAAGAUACCACAAAUUGCACAACUUCCUCCACCUCCUUUUCUCCCUCAAAUUGCUCCAAAUAACAUGCAGGUUCCAAUUCCUCCUCGGUUCCUUCCAGUUCCUCAGCCACUUCCAGGACAAAGUAUUAUUUAUGUUCCCGUCAAAAGAGGAAGAGGUCGUCCACCUGGCUCUAAAAACAAACAAAGGAGUCAUAAGAGGGCUGUUUUCGUCGAUAUAGAAAGUACCGAAUCUUCUGGUCCUGAUGAUGAAGUCACUGAACUUCCAAAGACAAGGGCUCAGACAAGAGAAGAAGAAAAUGAAAAUAAUAAGCAGUAA
Messenger RNA from Trichomonas vaginalis G3, 5268 nucleotides. RefSeq names its product helicase protein. Gene Ontology annotation, biological process: negative regulation of transcription by RNA polymerase II; chromatin remodeling. The transcript has a single exon. The record is from RefSeq and is a predicted model, not a curated record. Lineage: Eukaryota; Parabasalia; Trichomonadida; Trichomonadidae. Gene Ontology annotation, molecular function: DNA binding; ATP-dependent chromatin remodeler activity; histone binding. The coding region runs from base 1 to 5268 and encodes 1755 amino acids. Gene Ontology annotation, cellular component: nucleus; chromatin.